Molecule: messenger RNA, 1516 nt
Organism: Cydia pomonella (codling moth)
Lineage: Eukaryota; Metazoa; Arthropoda; Insecta; Lepidoptera; Tortricidae
Exons: 2
Coding region: 86-430 (114 amino acids)
Source: RefSeq, a predicted model, not a curated record
GCAGGCUAUAUAAUAGUCGCGAUGCAGGCGCGGGCGCACUCAGUACGACACGCGUUGUGACCGUGACUUUUGUUUUCAAAACACAAUGCGCUGCUUAAUUCUCCUUGCCAUCGUGGCCGUAGCGCACGCGCACCCUGCGCUGAUUUUCACCCAGGCCCUACAGCCAAUCGGAGUGGAAUACGCCGAGAACGCUGGUCCACUUGUCCGCCCGCAUCCCGCCGUCGAACAAAAUGCCGCCCGGGACGCUCAGCUGCCGCGUGAACUUCUCAAGUCACGAGACUUCUAUGACAAUCCAGCGAUUGCUGAAGGUCUGGCGAGAGAGUCGUGGUUCACGAACAAGGAGAUGCAAGUCGUUGAGAGGGAGGCUGAAAAGAUCCCUAGGGAGAGGAUCUAUAAAAUUGUGAAGAGCGCUGGCUUCUUAGAUCAGUAAAUUAAAUGUUAUUUAUGAUCGUGAUUACAUUGCUCUUAAGCUCAUUAUGUUUGUGAUGUUAAUUACUUCCUUCAGUAGGUUUGAACUAUUGAACCUUACUUUAAUUCAAAUGUCGACUAAUGAAUGAAUGAAGGUAUCAACAUUAUACCUCAGGUUCAAACAUCUUCAUUACGUAGGUAAUUAAAUAUUUGAAAGAUUUGCCUUUUACAAUUUUGUUUAAUGCUUAUUGUUUUUUCUUAGUAUAUAUACAUUUGACAGUUUUAAGACAGUCAAGAGUCAAUAGAUUAGCUGUGCUAGAUUUUGUGUGAAUGUCCUUAGGUUUUUGUAAAUAUCGUCACUGUGAAUAUUUAUGUAACUUAAGAAUGUUUACUAUAAGAAUAUUGAAUGUAAAUAUAAUUAGUAGUAUUAUAGAGUCAAUAUUGUACAAAGUAUACUAUUAAAACUAAAUGUUAAUGUAUUUUUAGACUUCUAUCAGUACGUAAGUAGUACCUACACAAACUUGUUUACAUGCACGCAUUUUAAAUGUUUAUGUAACUAAUUAUAAUUUAGGAGUGUGAAGGUAAACAUGCCCUUAUGUUAUUUGUUUGUGAGUUUCAUCGUUGUAUAUAUUUAAAUAUUUGAUGCGAUUUUUACUAAAGUAUAUUGAUUGAUUAUUAGGUCCUAUGUAUAAUUUAACCGCAUAUCAUGCAGGUAUUGUAACAGGUAGAAGGAUUGCAUAUAUUUUUGUAUGACUUAGAUCUGGAUUAGAUAUAAAUAUCUGUCAGUGUCAAUAGUGACGUUUUUAGUUGAAGAAUGUCACUUUUGACACUGACUAACUAAUACAGAUCUGACUCAUGUUAUUAAUAUCAAAAUACCCCUGUUUGUAACAUCGAAACAAGUUACUGUUUUUCAUAUGUCGCAAGAGAUAUAUUCUAGUCGUUGUUGGGUUGUAGUAUGAAGAUUGACUAGUAUUUACCUGUUGCUAUACAAAAAUACAAUUAUUUUAAUAAAUUGUAAAUUAUAAUAAAGUAAAGCUGUGAUCUCGAGCAAUAAGUACGCAAACGUAAGUUAUUGCUCUUAAAUAAAAAUAAAACGAAUUAUUUGAUA